Rangifer tarandus platyrhynchus (Svalbard reindeer) is the source of this 1374-nucleotide messenger RNA. NCBI's taxonomy places the organism in Eukaryota, Metazoa, Chordata, Mammalia, Artiodactyla, Cervidae. The record is from the annotation of a GenBank genome assembly.
AUGUCCGGGACCCGAGCCUCUAACGAUCGGCCCCCCAGCGCGGGCGGCGUCAAGCGGGGGCGGCUGCAGCACGAGGCGGCGACCACCGGCUCCCGGGUGACCGUGGUGCUGGGCGCGCAGUGGGGGGACGAGGGCAAAGGCAAGGUGGUGGACCUGCUGGCCACGGACGCCGACAUCAUCAGCCGCUGCCAGGGAGGCAACAAUGCUGGCCACACCGUGGUGGUGGACGGCAAGGAGUACGACUUCCACCUGCUGCCCAGCGGCAUCAUCAACACCAAGGCUGUGUCCUUCAUCGGCAAUGGAGUGGUUGUCCACUUGCCGGGCUUGUUUGAAGAAGCAGAGAAGAACGAAAAGAAAGGCCUGAAGGACUGGGAGAAGAGGCUCGUCAUCUCUGACCGGGCCCACCUCGUGUUCGACUUUCACCAGGCAGUGGAUGGGCUCCAGGAGGUGCAGCGGCAGGCCCAGGAGGGCAAGAACAUCGGCACCACCCGGAAGGGGAUCGGGCCAGCCUACUCAUCCAAGGCCGCCCGCACCGGCCUCCGCAUCUGCGACCUCCUGGCCGACUUCGACGAGUUCUCCACCCGAUUCAAGAACCUGGCGCAGCAGCACCAGUCCAUGUUCCCCAGUUUGGAAAUAGACGUGGAAGGUCAACUCAAAAGGCUCAAGGGCUUCGCUGAGCGGAUCCGCCCCAUGGUCCGAGACGGCGUUUAUUUCAUGUACGAGGCGCUCCAUGGCCCCCCCAAGAAGAUCCUUGUGGAGGGCGCCAACGCAGCCCUCCUCGACAUUGACUUUGGGACCUACCCCUUUGUGACGUCCUCCAACUGCACGGUGGGCGGCGUGUGCACCGGCCUGGGCAUCCCACCCCAGAACAUAGGCGAGGUCUACGGCGUGGCCAAGGCCUACAGCACGCGCGUGGGCAUCGGCGCCUUCCCCACCGAGCAGAUCAACGAGAUCGGGGACCUGCUGCAGAGCCGCGGCCAUGAGUGGGGCGUGACCACAGGCAGGAAGCGGCGCUGCGGCUGGCUGGACCUGAUGAUCCUGAGAUAUGCCCACAUGGUCAACGGAUUCACCGCGCUGGCCUUGACGAAGCUGGACAUCCUGGACACCCUGGACGAGAUCAAGGUCGGCGUGGCGUACAAGCUCGGCGGGAAGCGGAUCCCCUACUUCCCAGCCAACCAGGAGAUCCUGCAGAAGGUGGAGGUGGAGUACGAGACGCUGCCGGGGUGGAAGGCGGACACCACGGGCGCCCGGAAGUGGGAGGACCUCCCCCCACAGGCCCAGAGCUACAUCCGGUUCCUGGAGAACCACGUCGGAGUGGCAGUGAAAUGGGUUGGUGUCGGCAAGUCCAGAGAUUCGAUGAUCCAGCUGUUUUAG